Molecule: messenger RNA, 2037 nt
Organism: Lodderomyces beijingensis
Lineage: Eukaryota; Fungi; Ascomycota; Pichiomycetes; Serinales; Debaryomycetaceae
Source: the annotation of a GenBank genome assembly
AUGGAACCAUCUUUAUCGCAAGGAGUAGGCUAUGGCCUUAUCAUCGGGGGUGGAGCUUUCUUUGCAAUUAUUUUAAACUACGUCACAUUUCUUCAAAACAAAUAUAGUAAUCACAGUGCCAAAAAAGUCGAUGAGUUUGUUUCUGGUAGCAGAUCCAUCGGAUUUGGUCUACUAUUGAGUGGUAUCCUAUCCAACUGGACCUGGAGUUUGACAUUGCUUGAAUCGGCUGUAAAAAGUUACGACCAAGGUAUAAUAGGCUCGUACAUGUACGCACUCGGGGGGAUACUUCAAAUAAGUGUCUUUUCAAUCGUUUCUUCAAAGAUCAAAACCAAUGCAAAUCUCGUCACCACGUUCCCGGAAAUGGGCUACUUUAGAUUCGGACGUGCGGGCCAUUUGAGUUUUCUUUGGUGUGGGUUCGUGUGCAAUGCCAUUGUGAGUUCAUGCAUCUUGCUCGGUGGAAGUGCCGUGUUCGCAGCGGUGACGGGGAUAAGUCAAUAUUUCACCUUGUUUUUGGUGCCCUUUGGCUGCGCCGUGUACGUGAGUUUUGGUGGACUAAGAGCAACGUUUAUUUCGGAUGCAAGCCACACGUGCAUCAUCUUGGUGUUUCUUAUAGUUUUCACGUUAAACGUCUAUUUUGUAAAUGACAAAAUCGGCUCACCUCAGAAAAUGUGGGAGUUGUUGCAGUCUUUGCCGCCCGUUGAGAACAACUACCACGGCUCGUACCUUACAUUCAGAUCAGAACAAGGUGCAGUCUUUGCCGUCAUUAGUGUAAUCACCGGUUUCGGACUAGUUGUCAAUGAUCAGGCCUACUUGUCUCGUGCAGUUGCUGCUGACCCAAAAAUCACUUCAAGAGCAUAUUUUUUCGCUUCAAUUUGUUGGUUCGUCAUUCCGUUUGCAAUGGGUGCCACGUUAGGUCUCGCCGCGAGGGCCUUGUCUGUGUAUGCGGAUUUCCCCGAGUUAUCUGCAUUUGAAGUCGGCGAAGGGUUGCCGCCCGUGGCAGCUGCCGUGUAUUUGAUGGGCAAGUCCGGAUCUGCCAUGAUAUUGGUGAUGAUCUUCUUUGCAGUCAUGCUGAGUUUCAGCGGAGAGCUCAUUGCAACCUCCACCUUGCUCUCGUACGAUGUUUACAAGCGGUACAUCAGACCUGAUGCCACGCCCAACCAAGUGGUGAAAGUUGCUAAAAUAACUGUCUUUGGCUGGGCCAUUUUCUCGUCUUGUCUCGCGUCAAUCUUUUAUGGGGCUGCCAAGAUAUCCAUGGGGUGGCUCUUCAACUUUUUAGGGUGCGCGACAGGUGCUGGUGUAUUUCCCAUCGCGUUGUCGUUUGUCUGGAAAGAUCUCAAUAAAAUCGGUGCCGUCGGUGGUUCCAUCGGGGGCAUGGGGAUUGCCAUUAUAGUGUGGCUAGUUAUGUGCAAGGCCUACACGGGAGAAAUCAACGUCACCAAUUUGUCAAACCAAUGGGUAUCGUUUGCCGGUAACGCAACGGCCCUUAUCAUGGGAGGGUUUAUAUCCAUAGUUGCCUCGUUGAUCUGGCCUGCCCAUUUUGAUUUUGAAGAAACGAGAAACAGAACCAUUUUGGUUAAAAAGAAGCUCCCUCAAGUUACCGAAACCAAGGGCAGCGGUAAUGACGACAUCAAAACCGCCUACAGCGAGCCGGAGUCUGAAGACAACAAAAAAUUUGAAAAGCAACAAGUUGAAGAUCAAGAAGUUGAAUCGCUUUCUCACAGUUCUCACAGUUCCGAAUUGGACAUGAACUUGGAGGCAACGAUUGACCACAAACACUUGGAUCAUCAGUUUAAAAAAUACUGCGGCCUAGUGGUUCUUCUUGCGGUUAUCGUGACGUUUGUGAUUCCCAUUCCACUAGGAGCGUCGCCGUACGUUUUCAGCCCCAAAUUCUUGUACGGUGUCGUCAUAAUCAUCGUCCUUUGGUUGUUUUUCUCCUUGUUUUAUGUCGUCAUUUUACCAAUAAUCGAAGCCAGACACAGCAUAUGGAGAAUCAUCAAGAAGCUGGUGAAUCGUGUCGAGAAGGCUCCUGAGCAAUAG